CCGCCGGCCGAGCCGGCUUCCCAAGGCUACUCCGCCGGCGGGAACUCCGAGCAAAGCGCCGCUCGUCCCGCUUGGUUUCUUUAUUAGGCAAACUCCGGGCGCUUUGACGGUCGUCCUCCCUUGCCAGCUCCACGCUUGCGACCAACCGCGGGAGGGAUCCGGUCGAUCGGCUUUAGAACGUGGCUCUUCGGUGAUCACGGGGGUUUCCGGGCACUCCCCCCUCCCCGCGUGGGUCACCUUGGCGGAAAGGUCAGCGCCUGCCCUGUGCGCUUGAGAGAGAGAGAGAGAGACCCACUUUGUGCCUUGUAGGUUUGCGGUUCAAAUCCAGGACGACUGACUCAGCGCAGUAACGUUGCCUGCAUAAGAGAACAGAGGAGAGCAGCGCACACAUCAGGAGGUCUUCCUGGGUGUAAUUCUGGAAGCAAAACAGCCUACGUGCUCCUAAGCAAGCAAAUAGGUGAGACCACAGUCAAAAAUGACUGUGAACUGGCUUGACUAUAGUUAUGCAGCACUGGUGGCUUCAGGUGGAAUAGUUGGAUAUGCAAAAGCAGGUAGUGUUCCCUCCCUUGUGGCUGGUCUCGCGUUUGGCAGCUUAGCAGGCCUGGGGGCAUAUCAGCAGUCUCAAGACCCCAAAAAUGUGUGGCUUUCUCUGAUUGCAUCUGGAACUUUGACUGGUGUGAUGGGAAUGAGAUUCUAUAACUCCAAGAAAUUCAUGCCUGCUGGGUUAAUUGCUGGUGCCAGCCUAUUAAUGGUGGGCAAGCUUGGACUACAGCUGAUGGAGAAACCCCUUCAGCCAUAAUUGUGGAGCAGACAAGAAGCAGAUGAGCCAUCUGAACAAAAUGCUUUCUGAGCAUCUACUUGAAAUGUGCAAUGAAGAAAACCAGAACGUCUGAUUUUAAAAAAGCAUAGUAUCAACAAGGAUGUUCAGUUAGAUCGGUAUGUUCCAUUGUAACCAGGACAUUCUGUUUAUUGGCUCCUUUUGUACAACCGCUACACAGCAUCACAGCAUUAACAUUUCAGUUUUUACAUCUAGCAUACAUUUCUUCCCACAGCUCUGAGCACUUUAUGUAUGGGGAUAUUUGAUAGUGAUAACCAAUGCUACUGAUGCCAAUAAUGAAAACAUAUUUGCUUAGCUUAUACUUUUGUAUCUUUAUUUUGGAUGCGAUAAAGGUGUGCAUUUGUAUCUGUCCUAAAGGGAGCUCGAAUUAAGGCAUAGUCCUUAAGAAAGUAGCCCUAGACUGUAUUUUUUUCUUUAAAAUCAUGUGAAGGUUUGCUAAUUUUCUGUCAAAGGCAAUUGAAAUAAAGACUUAUUUACUAAUGAA
Pogona vitticeps (central bearded dragon) is the source of this 1322-nucleotide messenger RNA. Its product is annotated as transmembrane protein 14C. Gene Ontology annotation, biological process: regulation of heme biosynthetic process. NCBI's taxonomy places the organism in Eukaryota, Metazoa, Chordata, Lepidosauria, Squamata, Agamidae. Gene Ontology annotation, cellular component: mitochondrial membrane. The record is from RefSeq and is a predicted model, not a curated record.